UCUAUAUUUCAUCCUUCCCGUCCGUCACCGCCGCCACUUUUCACUCGCGGUCCGCCACCAGCCAUGCCACCACUAGCACACAACGACAAAGGCAUACUGAACAAUGAACAAGCGAGUGGGUUGCGCAGCUGAGUGACAACGGGUCGAUCCGAUAGGAUGACGAGAAACCCCAAUCUCUACACGCAGAUCCACCGGCGAAGCGUACGUUUCACUCCUCACCCAACGCUGCCGAAAUCGACCUUCCAAGAACAGCGUGCCCGGAUCACCGAUCGACCGCGAGCACUCCGUCGGCUGCGCCUGUUUGACGCGGCGAUGAGUUCGGAGGCGCACCAGCUGCGGCAGCCGCACGCGGUGCUGAUCCCGCAGCCGGCGCAGGGCCACGUCACGCCGAUGCUGCACCUCGCCAAGGCGCUGCACGCCCGGGGCUUCCGCAUCACCUUCGUCAACUCCGAGUACAACCGCCGCCGCCUGCUCCGGUCCCGCGGCCCCGGCUCGCUGGACGGCGCCGACGGCUUCCGCUUCGAGGCCGUCCCGGACGGCCUGCCGCCGUCCGACGACCACGGCGACGACGUCACGCAGGACAUCGCCGCGCUCUGCCUGUCAACCAUCAAGCACAGCGCCGCCCCGUUCAGGGAGCUGCUGGCCAGGCUUAACAACAGCACGCCGGUGAGCUGCGUCAUAGCCGACGGCGUCAUGAGCUUCGCGCAGAGGGUCGCCGAGGAGUUGGGCAUCCCGGCCUUGGUGUUCUGGACUACGAGCGCCUGCGGCUUCAUGGGUUACCUCCACUUCGCCGAGCUCAUUAGAAGAGGCUAUGUGCCACUCAAAGAUGAGAGUGACCUGACUAAUGGGUACCUGGACACUCCAAUCGACUGGAUCCCCGGAAUGGAAGGCAUCCGUCUGAAAGACAUACCCAGCUUCAUCAGAACGACCGACCCGGACGACGUGAUGCUCAACUUCGACGGCGGCGAGGCGCAGAACGCGCGCGGCGCCCGCGGGCUCAUCCUCAACACGUACGACGCGCUGGAGCAGGACGUCGUCGACGCGCUCCGCCGCACGUUCCCGCGCCUGUACACCGUCGGCCCGCUGGCCAAAGCCGCCGCGGGAGGCGCCGAGACCGAGCUCGACGCGAUCGGCGGGAACCUCUGGAAGGAAGACACGAGCUGCCUCCGCUGGCUGGACGCCCAGCGGCAGCCCGGGUCGGUGGUGUACGUCAACUUCGGCAGCAUCACGGUGGUGACCGCGGCGCAGCUCGCGGAGUUCGCGUGGGGGCUGGCGAGCUGCGGCCGGCCGUUCCUGUGGGUCGUCCGGCCAGACCUCGUGGCCGGCGAGAAGGCCGUGCUUCCGGAGGGGUUCGUCCGGGAGACCAAGGACAGGGGAGUCCUGGCGAGCUGGUGCCCGCAGGAGCGCGUCCUCUCGCACCCGUCGGUGGGGCUGUUCCUGACGCACUGCGGGUGGAACUCGACGCUGGAGAGCGUGUGCGCCGGCGUGCCGAUGGUCUGCUGGCCCUUCUUCGCCGAGCAGCCAACCAACUGCCGGUACGCGUGCGCCAAGUGGGGCAUCGGGAUGGAGAUCGGUGGCGACGUGGCGAGGGAGGAGGUGGCGCGGCUGGUGCGCGAGGCCAUGGACGGCGAGAGGGGCAAGGCGAUGAGAGCGAGCGCGACGGCGUGGAAGGAAAGCGCCAGGGCAGCGACGGGGGCAGGUGGCUCGUCGAGCGAGAACAUGGAUCGGCUGGUCGAGUUCUUGCGUGCCGGGUGUGAUGGUGCUACCUGAAUGAGUUAUACGGGUGUGUUUGGUAGCAUGCAUGGACCUAGUCUAGUUGUUCUUCUCUGAUACAUGUUGAACGUAGACAUGCUCAGUUCAUGUAUACUAGAUCGUUAUCACGCCUUGGCGCGAGGGUGCCGGUCCAACCGACAUGACCAAGCGAUGGAAGAUCAAACCACAUGAUGCAUUAGCAAAAAGCAUGAGUAGGAACGCAUGAUGCACAACCGAUUUUCUGGUUCAAGGAAAAGAAUAAAUAUUUCAAAAGAGUAA
Molecule: messenger RNA, 2031 nt
Organism: Triticum aestivum (bread wheat)
Lineage: Eukaryota; Viridiplantae; Streptophyta; Magnoliopsida; Poales; Poaceae
Product: 7-deoxyloganetin glucosyltransferase
Exons: 3
Coding region: 157-1770 (537 amino acids)
Molecular function (GO): quercetin 3-O-glucosyltransferase activity; quercetin 7-O-glucosyltransferase activity
Source: RefSeq, a predicted model, not a curated record